UUUGUUACGCUGAGCAGUAGGCUUGCCGUAUUGACAGCUCUGCCUGUCAAUCAUUCCAUCGCUCGCAGCUUCCCGCCAAUGUGAAGUUCCAUGAGCGCUCGUGCUGACUGUCGUUUAAAUGUCAACCAUUCUGUCGUCCGUUCCUAACCGCCUGCCGCUAUGACGUCACAUGAGUGCUUUCCGCGCUACCUGUCAAUCAUUCCUUCAAGGCGAGCGUAAGAUGCGUGUGAAACCGUUACUGUCCGCCUGCGAUGCUAAACACCGACGCAGCGUCAGUUGAGGAUAAUAACACCCUGUGUGCUUGAACGGGUUAGUAAACAAUCGAGAAGUAUGGAUAAACGCGACAAGAAAGCGAAAAAGGACUCUACGAAACGCACAGGGAAGCUGUUCCGGAGGAAAUCGUUUAAACCUGUGGAAAGUUUGCUGAGGAAGAUCUUGAAAAGUUUCGGGAGCUUGGCUAGCGACGGAGAAACAACCGAGCGCUCGGACGCUGAGGAGGAUGACGGUGGGUUUGGAGAAAGCGCACCUUGCGCUGGAAACUCGGAACAUGUGAAACAAGAGGAUAGCAGCCAGGUGAAGAAAAGUUCCUCGCUUCCCUGCCGUUCCUCCGCGAAAGAGCGACUGUUCUCGCUGUACGGGGAUAAAACGCCAGGCGUGCUGGGUCUGAAGAACCACGGGAACACCUGCUUCAUGAACGCCGUCGUGCAGUGCUUGAGCAACACGGACCUGCUCGCUGAAUACCUGUGUCUGGAGCGAUAUAAACUGGACCUGUGUCACAGGGCAAUGAACGGAUUCAUAAAGAACGAGAACGAUCCGCAGGAGAAAGGAGAGGUCACGGAACGGCUCGCGUCUUUGGUCCGAGCGCUCUGGACUUUUCAAUACACUCCUCAACUCUCGGCUGAGUUUAAGAUGAUGGUAUCUAAAUAUGGUGCACAGUUCCGGGGGAAUUCCCAGCAUGACGCUCUUGAAUUCCUGCUCUGGCUUCUGGACUGCCUCCAUGAGGACGUCAACUCAUCUUCAGCCCUCCCCAAUGGGAAUAACAGAAGCAAAUCAAGUGGCAAGGAUGAUGCAAUCCCAAGGAAAAAGGGUCACGAUCGUGUGUUGGAACCGCAGGCGGGUCAAGAAGGAGGUGAUGGAAAGCUCGUCUCUGAUACCCGGACCCCACCACAGACACAGCCUGGUGUACAUCACAGCUUUGUACAAGAGCACUUCCAGGCACAAUAUAAGUCAUCUCUGACAUGCCCACAUUGUCUUAAGCAGAGCAACACGUUUGAUCCUUUUCUGUGCAUUUCCCUCCCCAUACCUCUAAGACAGACGAAACCAGUGUGUGUGACUUUGGUGUUUAGCAGUAAAGGACAGCGGUAUCUGAGAGUUGGGCUCGCUGUGCCUCUCUUUGGCUCUUUGGCAUGUCUGCGCCGGAUGGUGGCAGACGAGGGCAAGAUCUCUCCUGAUCAGGUAAUACUGACAGAGAUCUACACAACAGGAUUCCAGCGCUCGUUCUUUGAUGAAGAUGACUUGACCAGCAUUGCAGAGAGUGACAUCAUCUAUGCCUUCCAAGCUCCACCCCUUUACAUUAGGGGUGGAUCUGCACGAAUCUCAGGGUUCCAUCAUAGUCUUCCGUCCUCUCCAUACACCUCGUUUGGGCCAGAAGGUCACAGACUGGCAGCGUCCGGAGCGCUGUCCUCAGAGUUCCUGAACCAGGCCGAUGGGAUGGUGAAGAUCUUGCUGUUGGUGUGUAAUGCAGCCGGAGCAGGACAGCAGGCAGUGAGGUUCGGUCCUCCAUUUCUGAUGAGAGAGGACAGGUCAGUGUCGUGGGACCAGCUACAGCAGAGCAUCCUCAGUAAACUCUACUAUCUAAUGAUCAACGGAUCUCAGGCACAUAAUAUCAGGGUGUUGUUCAAGAUUCGUGUUGUUGGGGGAUCUGCAGCUUAUAGCUACUUAAAUCCCCAAGACGGACGGCCGCUUUAUCACCCUGCAGUGGACAGAGCUCUGAAGCUGUGUGGCUCAGGUGGGCCGCCGCAUGUGAAGAUCAUUGUUGAGUGGGAGCACAGAAUCAAAGACUGCCUGUUUGGUAACAUCCAAGAGGAGGUGGUGAAGGACUCGGAAAGUGUUCGUGCUCAACAACAACACCACGUUCAACAGCACAGCUGCACCCUGGAUGAGUGCUUUGAGCUCUACACUAAAGAAGAACAACUGGCCCCUGACGAUGCAUGGAAGUGUCCUCACUGUAAGCAGUUGCAGCAGGGCAUGGUGCAGAUGAGCUUGUGGACCCUCCCAGACAUCCUCAUCCUUCACCUCAAACGCUUCCGGCAGGUGGGAGAGCACCGAAACAAGCUCUCCACGCUGGUACAAUUCCCCCUCACUGGCCUCGACAUGGGCCGCCACAUGGUCAAGAGGAGCAACUGUGCCCGACCAACGCCCGGCUGGAAACACCAGACCCAUCACCGGCCUGAAGCCAGCAGACAGACGCUGAACUUCCUGUACGACCUGUACGCUGUGUGUAACCAUCAUGGAGGCAUGCAUGGAGGACAUUACACAGCGUACUGCAGGAACUCGGUGGACGGUCAGUGGUAUGCCUACGAUGACAGCAGUGUUGAGCCGGUGCCUGAGGGGGAAGUGUGCACACGUGGAGCUUAUAUCCUCUUCUAUCAGAGACGAGAUGCCAUCCCAUCCUGGUCUGCUAGCUGCUCUCUACAAGGUUCCUCCAGCUCCUCUACAUCAGACCACUGGCUCAUGCAACUGAACACAGACAAACAAAUUUCAAAUUCAAGAAGCAAGCUGCCCAACUCAUCUCCAGCUCCUGAGCCCCAGACACCACACAUUCCUAUCAUCCAUGAGCCUCAAACUCAAGAUAGAGAUGAAGUUGAGCUGACACCAUUUGUACGAAGCAUCCGGGGCCACAGUAUGAGUAUGCGCUACCACUCCAAAUCCAAGACGGGCCCAGGCAAAGUUCUUCCACUGCGUUGGUCAUUUGCUUCUAAGGACCGCAGAAAGCCCUCCAGCAUCGCUCCACAAAUCGGAAAUGAUGAGCUGGUGGAGUACCUUGAGUCUGGCCGGCGGCCUCGAUGUACCAAGGAGCCCAUAGUAAGUAUCGUGGCUAGUCCUUCACAGGUCAAAGCCCAGCUUUGCAAGGACAAUUCUUUGAGUUCCCCUAGCUGUGGCAGCAGUGUGGAGCAAAGUAGUUAUCAAGGUCUGGAUUCACCCAGACUGCCCGAAGGCCAGAGCAGACCAACAGCGAACCUUAACGGCAUCACGUCCAAUGGCUCAAUGGCCAAAAACAGUUCAAAAAGCAGACAGGAGCAAGAAAGAACUCAGGCCAAUAAGUCGCUUCAAAGUUCCCCUACUGUGCUUUCCAAUGGAACUAGCAACAGUGCAUCUCAUGAAAGAGACUCCACUUUAAAACAGCUACGAAACAAGGUGGCUACGACAAGCAGGACUCAUCCCAGUCAGACUCAGAUGGCCACAGGGGAAAGCAGGAGCAAAGAUGGCACCGCCAGACUGCAGGAUAAGGAGGUGGGUCAUGUGAAAACGCUUUCCAGCAAGAGCUUCGCCAAACUGUCUCUAUCUAAUGGGGCUCUAAAUGGAAAGGGUACUGAGGUGAGGAAGACUGGCACCGCUCACAAGUGCACCAGUAAAGUGAUUAACGGCAGAGAAAACCAGAUUUGUUUGAGCACAGCUGAUAUAAAACGCGCCCACAGCUCAUCCAGUAUUCAGAGCAGGCUAGAUAUGACUUUGAAAAGGACACUGUCUCUCCAAAGAAACGGUCCCUUGGUGCCGGCCCCCCAUAAAGGACCAGCGGUAGAUAAAUCCUCCUAUGCAACACUACAGAGAAUCAGAUACAGCAGCACUUCACUUGGCAGACAGAGACCUGUGCCCGAGUCCUGCUUCUGAUGGGUUUCACCUUCACUGUGGGAAAUAGUGUUUGUAAAUAUGUUUUAUGUACGACAGCAUUUAAAUUGAGGUCCAAUAAUACAUUGCAUCAAAUUCAGUGAACAAAUCCAAGACAGGCGUAAGAGUCUUCAUUUUCUCCCCACAUAAGAGCCAUUGAGGACCAAAUGGAUUAGUUUUGUUUUUAUGGUAAAGCACCACUGAAUACACAUAAAAAGGAAGAAAGGGGUGAGCUGUAGCCCAUUAUCAUUUAGAGACAUGUACCGAAGCGGCUCGCUGUGAACAGAGCUGUUUUUGACAAGGUAAGGAAUUCAUUAAGGAAUUUUAACCAAAGUAUGUUGCAGAUGUUUCAUGAACACCCUAAAGAAUCAUACCAACCUGUGGAAAAUGGGUUUUCUAAUAUCCCCUUUAACUAGCCUAUAUGCACCUUUGACCCUGUAGACUUUUAGAAAAUAACUUAAUUAGUCCAUUUACUGUGUCUCACCAGACUGUCAUUUCAAGCUAAUUAUAUGUUAAAUAAAUCUACAGAAUGUACUCGGUUACGAACGUAACCUCGGUUCCUUGAGAUACUGAAUGAGUACUGCAUAUGGGAGGAAAAGCUCCUUUUUUCCUCAAUACUAUAGCCUUUUUUCAAUAACGCAGUGCAACUGCACUGCCAUUGGUUUAAUCUGUAAACUUUUUUAAACCAAUGACAGCACUGCAUAGCUGCGCGAACCUGUGGCGAUGCAGUGCACCAAAGCCCGCCAAAAUGAGCAGGGCGAAUGGCUAUAUAAGCAGGCAAAUCGCCAGAGGAAAUCAGGUCAUACGACUGAAGCAACGACACUGAAGCUGCAGCCUCGUGGCAUGGCAUAUAACGCAGUACUCAUUCCAUAUCUCAGGGUACCGAGGUUACGUUCAUAACCGAGUACGUUCCCUUACUCUACUUCACUCAUACUGCAUAUGGGGAACGAAUUAAACUGUGCCGUGCCACAGUAGGAAAUGACAAGACUUAUCUUGGAUACCUUGGGGUCAAGGGGACAAGUGAGAGGGCCGGAGCCGUCGAAACCUUUACACUACACUGCUAACAGGGAGCUAGCUCCCUGGAGGUAGCAUGAUGACGGAGUCUGAUAGAGGCUGUUGUCUUCAUACCAAAAGGACCCGAGCAUGCAAGGUCGGGAUGUCCAGGUUAUAGAAACUGACAAAAGUGGACGGCGAGGACCAGUCGGCCGCCUCACAGAUGUCCUUGAUAGAGACACCACUAGACCAGGCCCAAGAAGAGGUCAUCCCUCUAGUGGAGUGGGCUCUUAUUCCUAUGGGGCACUCAAGGCCCAUAGAGGAUUAACACAGAGUGAUAGCAUCGUCUAUCCAAUGCGAGAGGUGCUGCUUUGAGACCGAAGACCUCUUGGUGAAGCCGGAACGGCCGAGAGGGAAAUGACCUGUGCUCUGAAUGGGGUCGAGAGCACUUUAGGGACAUAGCCAUGCCUGGGUUUUUAAAUGACCUUCGAGUCAUUGGGCCCAAACUCAAGGCAUGCAGGGCUCACCAAGAGGGCCUGCAGAUCGCCAACAUGCUUGACCGAUGCUAGAGCAAGUAGCAGUGUAGUUUUGAGUAUUAGGGGUCGAAGAUCAGCUGACCUCAGCGGAUCAAAGGGAGGUUGUAGACGGGGCUCUCGCCUGAGCAGUGGUGUGUAGCACAUCCCCGGGAAGGCUCCCAUCGAGGGACCAUAGGUGUGCAGAGCCCAGAGUUCCGGCUGUGGAAGCCAGAUUGUCCUGUUGGCCUGAGAGAGAAGGUCCCGCCUCAGGGGGAUCAGCCAUGGGGCUUCUAUGGAAAACCUGAAUAGCUCCGAGGACCAAACUUGGCUCCUCCAGAGUGUGGCCACUGGGAGGACUCUGUGCUUGUCUUCCCUGACUCAUCUGAUGACCUGAGGGAUCAUAGUGGUCGUCCUCUGAUCCGCCAAAAGAGAUGAGGUCACUCGCUUCAGCCGAGGGACGCUGCUCUGGGCAUGAGAAGAGGACGGGGGACGGCUCUCUCAUAAGAGAGGGUGAGGCACGCGGGUGCUGGGCCGGUGUGAGCUCAAACAAAUACAUGCGCUGAGCCCCUCUACCCCGCUGUCUUUUCCUGGCCGGUUUGCGGGAGGAAGAAGAGAGGCGAGACUCAUGCUUUCACAAAAGCAGCAAGAAGUCUCAGUGAGUGUCGUCUUAGCAUGGGGUUUUCCCAGGCAAAAGACACACUCACCGUGGCCGUCAUCUUCAUGCAGAGGAGCUCUGCAUGUGCCACAGCUGUGCGUGGCAUUUACUCAGAUGCCGCCGCUGUGAAAACGAAGUAGAAUUGCUCUUUUAGAGCGGUGAAAACCGCUGGAAAUUGCUCUUUUAGAAUCGCCGGAUAGUGGCAGGAGAUCCGCUGAGAAGUGGCCAGAAGUGGGAAGCGGGCAGCUCGGGAACGGUGCUAGAGAGCGGCUGUUUGCAAGAGCGCUGGCGCUGCAGGCAAUCAGGCGAUCUCAGCUGGUCCGCUGCUGUGCCUCUUCGACAGUGAGAGUUCGUUCCAGACGUUCAGUAAGGAUCCAGCGAAGUGAAGUCGUCACUGAAGGAGUAAGAUCUGAUUUUCUCUAACGAUUGCCUGGUUAUAUAGCCAUUUGCACCACCCAUUUUGGCGGGCUUUGGCCCGAUUGCAUCGCCACAGGCUCGUGCAGCUACGCAGCACUGUCAUUGGUUCAAAAAAGUUACAGUACAGUUUAAAAGUACAGAUUAAACCAAUGGCAGUGCAGUUGCACUGCGUUAUUGAAAAAAGGCUUCAGUAUUGAGGUAAAAAAGGAGCUUUUCCCCCCAUACGCAGUAUGAGUGAAGUAUCGAAAGGGAACGCACAAACAUUUAUUCAUCUCACUCCCACAAUAUCCCAAACUGCCCUAAAUGUUUCACAUCAACGUGCACCUUCUUCACUGCUAGAUUCACUGUUUGUUUUUUGACGGGAAACUUUGCGAGUACAAUCAGAUUUAAUAGAGCAUGUCCAUCCCAUUAUGAGUUUUAACAGGACAUUCGAGUAUCAGAUGGAAAUUGAGCAUAUAACUGCAAAAAAGAUCAAGAUGUUGAUGCCGAAAUGUAGUAAUGUAGCAAUAUAGUCAACAUAUAUUCAAAUAAAUAAAUAUAGAAAUAUUCAAUAAAGUGAAGGUAAAAAUCUCUCUGAUUAACUACCAUUGUAUGAUGCAUCACUUGAGAAACUAACCAACUAGUAACGACUGUUUCCUGAAACUAUACUAUUCUGACAACUCAGGUGAUAAAACUCUCACAUGGUCCAAUUCGUAACUCUCAGAACAUUCCGAGCAAGUUGUCAUCACGAGUUCUGGAGCAUGUGAAGGGUUUGGUGUUGAUAGUAUUGCCAUAGAAAGACAUAAUUCAGCUCCGAGUGGAAUGUCACUUGUUGUCAUCUCAGAAUUACAGUAAUUACAAGAUGGGGUGAACGCAGCUUAAGACUUGUACCACGUGACCACUGUACUGCCGCAGAUUCAUUCAGGCCCCGAUCAGGCACACCACACUGCCUGACUAUUUUUAAUUUAUGAGUGCACUGCAU
Molecule: messenger RNA, 7429 nt
Organism: Carassius auratus (goldfish)
Lineage: Eukaryota; Metazoa; Chordata; Actinopteri; Cypriniformes; Cyprinidae
Product: ubiquitin carboxyl-terminal hydrolase 43-like
Exons: 16
Coding region: 331-3891 (1186 amino acids)
Biological process (GO): protein deubiquitination
Molecular function (GO): cysteine-type deubiquitinase activity
Source: RefSeq, a predicted model, not a curated record